GCAGCCUGUCAAUUCGAAACCAAGCGAGGGAAAACAAACCGGACCACUGCAGCCGACACCUUGAUGUAAUGCCUGUCCUUGUGCUGUCGGAGGGGGCGGGGCCCGGCGCCCAGGUACCAUCACACCUGACCAGGAUUCCCUUCUCGCUCAUCAGCACCAGCACCAACUACACCAACAAAACAGUCAAGGGGAAGGUGGUUCUUAAAGGGCCGCUGGUGUUUUUAGCAGCUGACAACUUCAUCCUGAAGACUGUCAUCCAAGAAGAAGAAUCUCAGCCGAGCGCCUCGUCUCAGAAGUUGUCCAUUAACGUCGUCCUGUUUGGAGCGCUGGCCAAGGACUUCAAUCAAGCUGUCAAUCAAGGGGAUGUGGUGGUGGCCUCUGGCUUCACUGUGGGCAAAUCUCCAACAUUUCAUAAGGAUAAACUGCACCCCUGUAACCUGCUGCUGUCAGAAGAUGACUCCUGCAUUUAUGUGUCCCGCCUGCCGCCUCCUCCUGACCCCAGAUCCCCACCGGCCAUCAAGAGGAGAUCUGCACUCUCCGCCGAGGUUUCCAGGACUACCAAGGUUCCGAAAUAUACGUACGUCCGACUGGGUGACCUGAAGGCUGGAUCUGUAGUCAACGUGUACGGAGUGGUGCUCUUCUUCAAACAGCCGUUUAAGAGCCGCGGCACAGACUUUUGCUCCAGCCUGAAGAUUACAGAUCAGUCCAACCAGAAGAUCUGCUGCACCGUGUUCUGUGAGAAGCUGGAAGACCAUCCAAAAAUCUUUAAAAUCGGAGACAUCGUCCGCAUGCACAGAGUCAAGACUAAGUUCUUCAAUGACUCCAUCACGCUGAUCAACACCUUCGGUUUCUCUGUGGUGACAUUUGACGGAGCGGUGGGUGGGGCCGUGGAGCCGCGGACAUCCAGCCGCUCUUUCCACUUCGACCAGGAGGAUGUUCAGAUUGUGGAGGAGCUGCGAUCCUGGGCCGCCAGCCAGGCUCUCCUCCCCCCGGUUCCCAAAAUCCCUCUGUCUGCUGUUCUGCCCAGUGCUUACUUCGACCUGACCUGCCAGCUGCUGGCCAAAGCUCCCAUCGACACCACCUGCACCCUGCUGAGGGUGUGGGAUGGGACCAGGUGUCCUCACACUCUGCUGAAGGUCAUAGUUGAGCCGAACGUCACAGAGGGACCGUCCUCCUUCUCUACAGUGCGAGAGAACCUCAUCGCCAACAUCCUCGUCUACGACAACCACGUGGAGGUCGCCAGGCAGCUGAAGCCCGGGGCCUUCCUGAGGAUUUACAACCUACGAGCGAUCCCGGGAUCCAGUAAGGUUCCCGGCCUCACCAGCAGCCAGUCGGAGGAGGUGGAUCACCUGGCAUUUCACUUGCAUGGAGGGACGGCAUACGGCAGAGGGAUUCGGGUUCUUCCAGAAAACAGCCCAGAUGUGCAGGAGCUAAAGAGAGUCAUGGAGGCCGUACCAGACAAUGACAUGGACGACGAGCUGAACGACUCAGCGUUGUUGGAGAUCUGGAGCACGCCACCAGAGUACCUGGAUGCUGAAACAGUGGAGUGCAUCACAGAGAGAAGAUGUGGUCACGACUUACAGCCGGUGACGCUGUCUGAGCUAAAGCGGUCCGAUCCGGGUCGAGCUCACCACGUCAGAGUCCAGCUGAGAUCCUACGAGCCCCGCAGACUUUACCAGGCUCUGAAACUCUACUGCAGCAAGUGUAUAUCUAUGCACGACGUCCCAGAUGAUGAACUGGUGGCGGGUCUCUUCUCUGAGGCGUCCGGGGACUCUGGACCUUUACAGUCCUCCACCUGGGCGCUGUCAGGCCGGGUUGAUGUCCCUGGAGAGUCCCCACGAUCCCCUAACCGAACUCUGAGUGUUCACCUAUCCACCCAGCUCAUGUCUGAGGGCAAAACCAAAGAUCUCAUCUUCGUCAUGGGUUCGACCCUGGAGGAAACGUGUCGGCUCGCAACCGGCUACCAGAACAUCGUCCCUGUGAGGUCAUCAGGAGGUCACCUUGCUCUGCUCGACCUGUCUGCACCUUUCCUGUUCAGAGGCAGGAAGAGAUACUACGGGUGUAGGCAGUGUUCUGAGGCUGCAGUGAGGGAACCGUCUGCUGAAGGAGUCAAGCUGAUUGAUGAGAAGAUCAUUGCAGAAGCUCUCGGCGUUCAGCUGCUGCAGUUCGUCCUGCUGAUGAAGCUCGAGCUGCAGGACGCCACCGACACGCUGGACGUCUUCCUGUGGAGAGACGGCGAGUCUUUCUUCGGUGUGUCGGCAGAGGACAUUGCAGCCAAUCAGGAGGCUCAGAACAGCAUCUGUCAAACGAUGGACUCCCUCUGUCCACCGGGGGGCCGCACUGGUGAGCGUCCGUGGCUCGAUUUGUGUCUGACGGCGUACCAAGCAGAGGACAACGGGAGAAAGAACCAAACCUGCUAUCAGAUCUGCGACACCAUCAUCACCAAACACCCCUCCACACGGUCUGACCCCGACCCCGCCUGAACCACCUGGAGGUCAAAUGUCCUGCAGGGAGAAAAAAAGUUGUUGUAUUUUACGUACUUUUUGAUUUUUAUUCAUAUUUAUUGUAUAAAACUAAAUGUACAUACAUUGUUGUUCCAAAAUGUAUGAAUUUCAUAUGUGAAUGUGUUUUUAAAAUUUCAAUUGUUUCUUGUGCAGCUAACAGAUCCACCUUUUAAUGACUCGUUCAAAAUAAAAGAAAUUACUUUUAA
Molecule: messenger RNA, 2710 nt
Organism: Micropterus salmoides (largemouth bass)
Lineage: Eukaryota; Metazoa; Chordata; Actinopteri; Centrarchiformes; Centrarchidae
Product: protection of telomeres protein 1-like
Biological process (GO): telomere capping; regulation of telomere maintenance via telomerase
Cellular component (GO): nuclear telomere cap complex; chromosome, telomeric region
Molecular function (GO): G-rich strand telomeric DNA binding; telomerase inhibitor activity
Source: RefSeq, a predicted model, not a curated record